Messenger RNA from Cylindrotheca closterium, 1587 nucleotides. The record is from the annotation of a GenBank genome assembly. NCBI's taxonomy places the organism in Eukaryota, Bacillariophyta, Bacillariophyceae, Bacillariales, Bacillariaceae.
AUGACUUGCGAAACUAUUUGCGAGUGCUACGACAUUGUCAUCCUUGGAGCUGGACCAGCAGGUUUGUCAACUUUAUCGGCUUUGCAAGAAUCAUUCUCAAUGGACCAGAUGACAGAUCUACAACGUAACCAUGUAUUUUCGCACUGCCGAAAGUCCACGAAGGGUUCGAUGAAGCGAAAGAAGGUUGCAGUCGUUGAUCCAAGUGGUGAAUGGAUGACCUGUUGGAAUCAAAACUUUUCCAAGCUGGGCAUUUCCUUUCUUCGAUCUCCUGCGAUGGCUCAUCCGGAUGCCUUUGAUGGAUCCUCAUUGGUUGCAUAUGCUGUCACCAACGAACGGGAAGCUGAACUACGCGCCUCUGGAUGUGCUGACCAUUGUCAGUUGCAGGGAUUGGCAGAGGUCCACACCGGUCUAUGGAAUCUACCUUCGACUCCACUAUUUCGCGACUUUUGUAAGGAUGUCUCUUCCAGACUUCCUCAUACGUUUUAUGCGGAUCAUGCCGUGGACAUUAAAAAGGAUGCUUCCAAAGAUUUAAAUUUUUCGGUUCAUUUGAAAAGUGGCGGAACGCUUAAGUCCAAGGCUGUUGUUUUGGCAAUGGGAGCUUUGGGCGACGCGAUCAUCCCCAAGGGCAUUGCUACCGUUCCAGACGAAAGGUUGCUGCACUGGAAAAACUUGGAAUACUCUUCCUCUAAUCCUGAGCAUGGAAUACCAUGCGAAUGGAAUGACAUUCUUGUCGUUGGGGGAGGUCUUACUGCAGUGCAAGUUUCCCAGUUAGCGCUCAGGGGCAAACCAAGUUGCAAAGUCACCCUGUGCAGUCGGCGACCACUUGUAGAAAAGCAUCUGGAUAUUGGAUUGGAAUGGGCGGAUAGGCGAGUAGCUACAAAGUGCCAAGCUGACUUUUAUCAUCAAAGUGUGGAGAGUAAAGUGGCCAUGCUAAAAGAGGCUCGAGGUGGUGGAAGUGUACCGCCAUGCUAUGUACGGGAUGUGGAGAAUCUUGAAAAGAAAGGUCGCUUGACACGAAUUGUCGGCAAUGCCACCUUUCACGAAUCUGAAGCGGAACUUUUGGAAUUCAUGCCAAGUCUACAAAGCGCUUCGAACUUCAAGGAGAAAGGUGAUUCGCCCCUGCUCAUUACGAUCGAAUCCAAAGUACAUAGGUACGAUGGUGUCAUUGUAGCCUGUGGAGUUCGACCUGACUGCCGCAAAAAUCCAGUCUGUGCUAGUCUCUUACAGCAAUUCAAUGAUGCAAAGCAAGCUCAUGGCUUCCCAUUGGUCACAGAAGACUUGGAGUGGAUGAGAAACGUUUUCGUGGUUGGUGGUAUGGCAAGUCUCAACUUGGGUCCUGAUGCCGGCAAUCUGAUGGGUAUGCGACGUGGUGCCACCAUUGUCGCUAAUACCUUGAGAUGCCAUUCGUGGCUUCGAGACACAGGGAAUAUUUUAGCCAAUAGAUUUGGGGCCUUUGAUGACUUCUCGUCAUCGGACGAAGAAACUGAGUCAGAGUCGGAAGAUGAAUCUUCAUCAGAGACGCCAUCUCAAGACGGCUCCAUUUCCUCGGAGGAAGACCUACAAUUUGUUCUUGCGAUGGCCGAGUAG